AUGCUUAUGUGCUCAUUUGAAGGAUGCUUCAGUGGAAGCAGAAAAAAAAAUAAAGCAAACAUUCAAAUGUCCAUCUCUAUAAGUUUCCCAAAGAUCCCGAGAUGCCUAGGGAAAUGGUUGGAUCAAAUAAAACUUGGGUCUAACGUCAAUAAAGUUAAUUUUGAAACAGGUGUAGUAUGCAGUAAUCAUUUUUCUUCUGACUGUUUUACUGAUAAAACUUUUGACCAAAAAGCUGCUGGUUUUUCUCCUAUAAAUAGCAGAAGAUUACUACCAAAUGCAAUCCCAUUGACGUAUUAA
Molecule: messenger RNA, 297 nt
Organism: Rhopalosiphum maidis (corn leaf aphid)
Lineage: Eukaryota; Metazoa; Arthropoda; Insecta; Hemiptera; Aphididae
Exons: 2
Coding region: 1-297 (98 amino acids)
Source: RefSeq, a predicted model, not a curated record